CUUCCCCCACCACCCAACACGACGAUCUUCGUGGUGAUUGUGUUCUCAUCGCGUAGCUUAGCAAAAAAAAGAAGAAGAAAAACCAAUGGAACAAAGCGAGUCUGCGUAUCGGAUCCGAGGAGCAACAGCUUCGUAUCUGAGGGGAAAAGGAGUAGUUUUGGAGGAAGAUAUUAGAAGUCGGGAGGACGGUUUCUACACUGCAAUGAAUGAUGUGAUGGGAUUUCUGAAGAAGAAAGAGGGGAAGGAGGAGGGGGUUUAUGCUAUAGCCUCUUCUUUUGGUUGCUUGUUCGAGUUGGUCCUACAUCUGACAUCAGCGGAGGUGAAUAUUCCUGUUACUGGUCUUGGCGUUGGACCAGUCACCCCUGGGGAUAUCAGGAAGGCCACUCAGAGGAGGAAACAUACCGUCUUGGCGUUUCAAGUCGAGGUGACUCCAAAGGCGUCUCAACUAGCUCAAACUUUGGGAGUCAAAAUCAUCUGUGGCGACACCGUUGAACACCUGUGCCAACAGUUUCAGGAGUUUAACAAUGAGCUGGGAGAGGAUAAGAAGGAGUCAGAGAGUGAUGUAGCAGCAGUCUCCCCAUGUCUCCUCUCCAUCUUACCCAAGUGUGUGCUCAACAAGGAAGACCCAAUUGUCGUGGGAGUUUAUGUUGUCGAGGGUUUUGUUAAGGUAGGGACUCCCUUAUGCAUUCCACACAGAGCUUUUGUCAAUAUAGGACGGGUUGCAUGGAUUCAGAAGGACCAGCGACCCGUCGAGUUCGCCGGGGAAGGCGACAAGGUGAUUAUCAAGAUUGUUGCUGCUGACCCCAAAACACAACAAGGGAUGAUGCUGGGAAUGGAUUUGUACGAAGCAGAUGUGCUUGUCAGUCGCACCUCGACGGUAGCUGUCUACCAGGUCGAGAUCAACCGUCAAAUGGGGAAAAUAAUAGAACUAACAAACAAACAAAAAAAUGUCCUCAUCAUUUGAGUGAUCAGAUCUCUUUUAUGUCAUUUAUUUCUCUUGUUUUCAGUGUUGUUUCUCUCACCCUUGUAAUAUUUCUCUAAUGUUAAUCAAGCUUUGGAAUAAUUAUCUCUGCUUUUGA
Molecule: messenger RNA, 1079 nt
Organism: Brassica oleracea var. oleracea
Lineage: Eukaryota; Viridiplantae; Streptophyta; Magnoliopsida; Brassicales; Brassicaceae
Product: eukaryotic translation initiation factor 5B-like
Exons: 4
Coding region: 86-964 (292 amino acids)
Molecular function (GO): translation initiation factor activity
Source: RefSeq, a predicted model, not a curated record